Messenger RNA from Brassica napus (rape), 1707 nucleotides. Its product is annotated as protein RRP6-like 3. Gene Ontology annotation, cellular component: nucleolus; nuclear exosome (RNase complex). The transcript has 6 exons. The record is from RefSeq and is a predicted model, not a curated record. Gene Ontology annotation, molecular function: 3'-5'-RNA exonuclease activity; nucleic acid binding; nucleotide binding. NCBI's taxonomy places the organism in Eukaryota, Viridiplantae, Streptophyta, Magnoliopsida, Brassicales, Brassicaceae. Gene Ontology annotation, biological process: nuclear polyadenylation-dependent antisense transcript catabolic process; nuclear polyadenylation-dependent snRNA catabolic process; nuclear polyadenylation-dependent snoRNA catabolic process. Bases 1 to 1707 code for a protein of 568 amino acids.
AUGCGUUUGUUAUAUCUAGGUGAAAAUGAUCUCAAGACAUAUGACAAAUGGGAGUUGGUCUCAUGUCCAUCCUGUAAAGCGUUGUUCUGGAAUGCUGAAGCACCUCGAGUUCAGACAAACCAAGAGAGCAAGCAGUUUAGUCUUUGUUGUCAGAGAGGUCGUGUGAGACUUCCACCAGUUCGGGAGCCACCGUCUCCAUUUCUAGAGCUUUUAGAGUCGCCGAGCUUCAAGCCCCACAUCAGAAUUGCUAACAGUUUGCUUGAUUUCCCCUCUAUGGGUGCCAAAAUUGAUAAGAGCGUCACUGGGUAUGGACAUGAGAAGAUCUCCAUGACUCCAUCAUCAAACGCAUGUUUGGUAUUGGAAAAGCCUCAAAAAUCACUCGAGGGUUUGCUACAAACUAUUUGUAAUGUAGACACAGACAAAACAUUACGGACUCGUGAUUGGACAGAGCGACCACUCCCACCAAAGAUGUUGCGAUAUGCAAGAACGGAUACGCAAUAUUUGCUUUGGAUUGCCGAUGUUUUGGCUGCCGAGCUCAAAGAACUUAAAAAGUAUGAUGAGUGUAUUAGGAGGUGCAACAAAGUGUGCUUAACACUAUACGCCAAAGGACAAGAAGAUUUCAAAUUAGCUAAUCGGGAACAAUAUGAUUGUCGUGAACGUGCUUGGAAACUUUGUAUAUGGAGAGAUCUGAUGGCACGGAUCCACGAUGAAAGCAGAGAAUUUGUGUUAUCUAAUGAGGUUAUGCUUGAAUUUGCUCGGAAAGUUCCAACCACAUACGAUGUGUUUAAAUCAACCGCUGAUCAACAAAGAGGGGGGAAAAUUGAUGAGGUGUCGGUAAUUUUCCUGUGUCAUUAUGACGAUUACUUCAACCAGAUCAUGAGUGACAAGUCUGUAGCUCUUGAGACCGCUUUUCCACUUAUUCUUCAAAAUGGAAAACAAACUUCAAAGGUAUCACAGAUACCUAUACGCAAGCCUGACGUUGCUGUGUACGAGAGUGAUGGAACGUUGAAGUUUCGGUGUAACCAUGGAAAAGGGCAAUGGUAUCUGAAGAUGGGGCUUGCAGAACAGACUCAAAUUCAUGGAGAAUAUGCUUUACAGUUGAAGACUGAAACUUUGGGUGGUCCUGAAAAAGUUGAGAAGAAAAAGGAUUUGUGUAAUAGUUGCGGCAAAGAAGGGAUCGAAUUGAAUCGUCACCGGAUAGUACCACCAUCAUACCGGAAAUAUUUCACAGAGACACUUAAAAUGGAUCAGUCUCGUGAUAUGGUGUGGCUGUGUCAAAAGUGUCAGAAAAUUGCUCUAGAAGCUGGAGAGCGUUACAAGAAAACAAUGAGUUCAAGAUAUGAAGUCUCCCAACCUUCUCAUCAGAAAAUGGUUGAAGCUAAAGAACAUGUAAAUAUUCGAAGAGCUGCAGCAGCGCUUUUGGAUAGGCCGACCAUCCCAGAAUCUCGCCGUGAGGAAUACAUGGAGAUCGUAGAGAGGCAUUAUGGCCGAAGCAACCUUUCGCGCGAGGAUUUGGAAGGAGUUCGAAAGAUUGGGUUGAUGAGUUCUAAGGAAGAAAAAAAUGAAACAAGUGUAGAAAAACAGAUCAUUGAUAAUCUGUUAAAGAACUCCGGAGAAGAUGGAGUUAAAAGGUUUUGUGAAGAAUGGAGGCAACAGUUCGUGAACGAUCUUCAUCCUACAAAUUUACCUAGUGAGUGGGGCAUGUAA